AUGGCAUCGGUGGCAGCAUGGUUGCCGUUUGCGAGAGCGGCCGCCAUAGGAUGGGUCCCUAUCUCGCGACAACCGAUGCCCCGUGCACCCAUCGCCAUUCAGGCAAAGGAUCUAGCGGUGGAUCAUGUCUCCGAUGAGAAGCUUUCGAUAAAUAUAUCCGGACGAAAAUUUGAGACAUGGAAAAACACGUUAGAGAAAUUUCCCGAAACAUUGCUUGGAUCAAAUGAAAAGGAGUUUUUCUAUGAUGAGGAGACGGGCGAGUAUUUCUUUGAUCGAGAUCCUGACAUUUUCCGGCAUAUUCUCACAUUUUAUCGAACGGGGAAAUUACAUUAUCCCCGACAUGAAUGUUUGGUGGCCUAUGAUGAAGAGCUCUCUUUUUUUGGAAUCAUGCCCGAUUUGAUCUCUGAUUGUUGCUAUGAGGAUUAUAAAGAUAAGAAAAGGGAAAAUCAAGAAAGAUUAUUAGAGGAACGAUUAGAGAAUACAGAUGCGACAAAAUUAAAACAAACAACACAGCAAAAAAUGUGGGCAGCUUUUGAGAACCCUCAUACAUCAUCGGUGGCUCUUGUUUUCUAUUAUGUGACCGGUUUCUUCAUUGCUGUCUCCGUUCUCUGUAAUAUUAUCGAGACAAUACCUUGCAGAUACGCAAGUGAGGAGACAUUGGCCUCGAUUUCUUGCGGGGAUCUUUAUGAAAAACAGUUUUUUGUUUUGGAUACGGCGUGUGUGAUCAUCUUUACAAUAGAGUAUUGUUUACGGUUAUACGCAGCACCCGAUCGGUGUCGUUUUGUGCGAUCGAUCAUGAGUGUCAUUGAUGUUGUUGCAAUAUUGCCCUAUUAUGUUGGAUUGGCCUUUCAAAAUAACAAGGAUUUCUCAGGCGCCUUCGUUACUUUACGAGUUUUUAGAGUUUUUCGUAUCUUCAAAUUCUCUCGUCAUUCACAGGGACUUCGGAUACUUGGAUAUACGUUAAAAUCUUGUGCAUCUGAAUUGGGUUUCCUCGUAUUCUCCUUGGCGAUGGCAAUCAUAAUUUUCGCUACCAUAAUGUACUACGCUGAGAAGAAAGUUCCCCAAACAAGAUUUACUUCAAUACCUGAUGCUUUUUGGUACACUAUUGUAACGUUAACCACACUCGGUUACGGAGAUAUGGUUCCAUCGACUGUCAUGGGAAAAAUUGUUGGAGGGAUUUGUUCACUUUCCGGAGUGUUGGUCAUCGCCUUACCCGUUCCUGUGAUCGUGAGCAAUUUCUCGCGGAUAUACCAUCAAAAUCAACGAGCCGAUAAGAGAAGAGCGCAAAAGAAAGCCCGUUUGGCUCGAAUACGAAUUGUGAAGAAUGCAUCCGGACAAGCACUUUUCAAUAAAAAGAAAGCACACGAAGCACGAAUGAGAGCUUUUGAACAAGGUCUCCUAUCAUUUGACGCUCUUCGAGAUGAGGAUAUUUUUGAAAUUCAACAUCACCAUCUCUUGCAAUGUCUUGAGAAAGCAACGGAACGAGAAUUCGUCGAGGCCGAUGUAGCAUUUGAGGGAGCUGUGAGAGCCACUCCACCACUCACUCCCUCAUCAUCAUCUUCACAAUUGAGGAGACGGCAAAGUACAUCAGGUUGGUGUUGUGUGAAGCGACAGAAGAGUGAUCAUGAUAAUGAUAUGGAGGCACAAAAAGUCACCUUUGCUGAUCACAAUCAGGUUCAUGAGGACUCAGCCGGACUCGACAAUUCCGAAGAGAAAAUUUGUGUAUCUCAAUUG
This is a messenger RNA of Mesorhabditis belari, 1734 nucleotides long. NCBI's taxonomy places the organism in Eukaryota, Metazoa, Nematoda, Chromadorea, Rhabditida, Rhabditidae. The record is from the annotation of a GenBank genome assembly.